Messenger RNA from Camellia sinensis, 2898 nucleotides. RefSeq names its product protein FAR1-RELATED SEQUENCE 5. Gene Ontology annotation, molecular function: zinc ion binding. The record is from RefSeq and is a predicted model, not a curated record. Gene Ontology annotation, biological process: regulation of DNA-templated transcription. NCBI's taxonomy places the organism in Eukaryota, Viridiplantae, Streptophyta, Magnoliopsida, Ericales, Theaceae.
UACAGUCUACAGACAUAUUUUCAUCCGUCCGAUCCAUGAAGCGGGUCCAUCGGAAGGCUGGUUUUGCGUCAGGUUUGAUACGAUAGAGAAAGGAUAGCUGUCCUCUUCGCGCCUCGUCCUCGGCGGCGUCCUCGUCUCUCUCUCUCCUCAAGUCUCAACGGCUCAAUUCGUGAGGAACACGAACAUAGUGCAGGAAUGUGAUAUAGUGCCAGGAAUAACAAAGAAACAUGGACGAGGAGCAGUCCAAUGAAACUAGAGAACUAGUGGAUUCUUAUGUGUCUAUGGAAGACGAAGGUGAUGAAUGUGUUGUCGUAGAAGAUGUUGAAGCUCACAUGGUUUUGGAUGAUGCAAAGAGUGUAGAUUCCUUGAAUCUUGAAUAUUCUAACUAUCCGGCUGGUGCAAUUGUAGAACCAACAUUGGACAUGGAGUUUGUGUCUGAGGAGGACUCGAGGAACUUUUACAAUGCCUAUGCUAAGCAAACGGGGUUUAGUAUACGUGUGAACUCAUAUUACCGUUCAAAGAAAGAUAACUCAAUAAUUUCUCGAGAGUUUUGUUGUUCUAAAGAGGGUUUCCGCAGAGACAAACGCGGGAAAAAGAUGGAUUCGGGAGAAGAUUGUAAGAGGAGGUGUGCCCGGCCAAUCACUAGGGACGGUUGCAAGGCACUGAUGACUGUAAGGAAACGAGACAAUGGAAAGUGGUAUGUAGCAAAAUUAGAGAAGAAUCAUAAUCACAAGCUUGUCACUCUGGGUAUGCGGCAUUUUCUUCGAUCUCAUCAGCAUACAGGAAUUCAAUCCAAAGAAAAGUUCAAUGAACUCGUUCAACCUUCCUGUGUUCAGCACAAGUACUUCCCCAAAUGUUCUAUCUGAAGAUUGUGAUAGGUUUGGCACGAUUGUAUUUGCACCACAAAAUCAUGUCAAUUAUGUUGGUAGAGGAAGGCUAAGUACCUUUGGUAUAGACGCUCAAAGUCUUCUCGGGUUUUUCAAGAUUAUGCAAGCAAGUGAUUCUGCAUUCUAUUAUGCAAUUCAGGUUGACGAAGAAGACAGGCUAAGCAGUGUGUUUUGGGUUGAUACAAGGUCAAGGAUUGCUUACAACUGUUUUUCUGAUGUGGUAGCCUUUGAUUCAACUUACAAAGUAAAUCAGUAUAAAAUGCCAUUUGCACUGUUUACUGGAGUGAAUCAUCAUAAACAGUCUGUGUUGUUUGGAUGUGCAUUGCUUGCAGACGAGACAGAAUCGACAUUCAUUUGGCUAUUCACAACUUGGCUCGAAGCGAUGUCUGGAAGGCAGCCAAACUUAAUUAUAACUGAUUAUGAUUCCGCCAUAAGCAAAGCAGUAGAAAGAGUUUUCCCGGAAUCAGGCCUUCGGUAUUGCAAGUGGCACAUCAUGAGCAAAAUGCCAAAGGAAAUGGGACAUGCAUAUAGUGCACUUCCAAAGACAUUUCAAGUGGAAUUUGAUAAAUGCAUUAAUAAAAGUGAGACACCUGAAGAAUUUGAAUCUUCGUGGGAGUCGCUUCUUGAUAGGUACAAUCUUAGAGGAAAUGAAUGGCUUCAAUCACUUCACAUUGAUCGCAAGCUUUGGGUCCCAAUAUAUGUAAGAAACACAUUCUUUGCAGGAAUGUAUGCUACUCAACGAAGUGGAAGUGUGAACUCACUUUUUGAUGGAUACGUAAAUGCAAGAACUACCUUGCAAGAUUUUGCAGAGCAAUAUGAGAAGGCUUUGGAUGAUCGAUAUGAAAAGGAAGCAAAGGCUGAGUUUGAAACAUUUUACACGAAACCAAUCCUAAAGACACCACUACCUAUAGAAAAACAGGCGGCGGAAAUCUACACAAGGAAAAUGUUCACUACAUUCCAGGACGAAAUUUUUGAAUCACUUGUUUUUGUGGUGAAAUUAAGUAGAAACAAUGGAUCAACUUCCACAUACGAGGUAGCAAGAUUUGAUGAGGAACAUAAAGUGUUUUCCGUUGAUUUUGAUCUAUUUGAGCAAAAAGUUACUUGUAGUUGCCUGAUGUUUGAGUUUGAAGGAAUAUUAUGUAGACACGUGCUUGCAGUAUUCAAAGCCACAAGCGUCUUUAUGCUUCCACCACACUAUAUGAUGACUCGAUGGACAAAAAAUGCCAAGGAUGAGGCAAUGUUGGAUGUAAUACCCUCUGUUGAGACGCACGGAAAUGCUCAAAUAGGCAAGAAUUCACAAUACAAUGUUUUAUAUCAGGAAGCGAUUAACUGUGUGGAGGAAGGGAUGGCAUCAGAGUAUAGUUUUAAGGUGGCUUUAAGUGCCUUAAGAGAGGCUAGGAUCAAAAUUCUUGGUGCAAAGAAAAUUGCUGUAAAUGCCCUGAAACUUGAAACCACGGUCAGCACAUGCUAUCAGGAUGAGAACAAGCAGCCUGGAAGUCAAGUAGACAGUCCAUCAGUUUUAGUAACUCCUCUUGAUAGACAACUAAAGCCAGAGAAUCUUCUGUAGCAAGUAAAAUACCAACAUAUAUAACAGAGCCACCAUCGAGCCUAAAAUUAGGCUGUGCAUGAGAUGCAAGUGCCCAGGGCAUCAUCGCAGUACUUGCUUGUGGUUGAAGGAUUCAGGUCCAGCCAAAUAUUAAUGAUGGACCUUCAAAGAUUCAAAAUAAAAAACUUUGCCUACUCAGCAAGUCCAUGUGUGGCAGAAGACGGCAUUUCUAACUGACGGGUCCCUCUAAUUUUGAUGCAUGUUGACCAUUUUACCAUCUUUGUUUUCAUAUAUUUUUAUGAAGGUAAAAAGGUUCUUUGUGAUACGAGUUUAACGGUGGUGGUCUUAAGUUUGGUAUCGCUGUUGAGAGUUGUUUCUUUGAAGGGAUUUGACAUUUCCAAUGUUAAAUUAGUACUUUUAUAUUAAAUAGAAGAAGGAUUAAUAGUGUGGUCUGUAUGCUUCCAA